UAUACAUUAAAAUAAAAAUAUGUGAUCAUUGACUUUGUAUAUUUUUAUCAGAAGCGUUAAAUAGAAAACUAAAUAUGUACAGUAUUUAUUGCUACUUAUAACUAUCAAUUUAACUAUCAAUUAUUUGGUGUACAUUGACCCUAUUUUUAUUUAAUAUUUAUAUUUUGUACAUAAUUAAAUUCAAUUUUUAUAACAUUAAAAUUGGUGUCAAUUUUUUAAAUAAUGGAUGUACCAAAUAAUAAAUAACCCAAUCAUUAAAAAGUAAGGAUAUAUUAAGCAUUUGUGUUUACUUUAAAGUCAAUGUUUUUAAAAAAACUCAGCCAAAGUAUAGAUAAUUCUACAAAUAAGUUUACCACCAUAAGAAAUUUCAAAAUGAUAAGAAGAUUACUGUGAUAAUAUGCAUUUAUCAGAUUGUGGUUUGCCACGUUUUUGUCUACUAUAAUUUUUAGGUUAUGUUUAUACAUGACUUCACGUUUAUGUAUAUCGUAUGUCACAUCGAAGUAAGUGAUAACGAUAUAAUGAAUGUGAAUUCUGUCAUCAUUGUUAUACAAUUAUUUCUUUUGUUAAACAUAUAACUUAAAAUAACAGAUGUCUAAAUUAGACAUAACAAUUUAUGAAUAUUUUUUAUGUAUUUAAAGAAUUCUAAGACGAUUAUUUUUUUCUGAAGUAUGACAAGAUCACAUAUAAAAUAUCAAAUUGCAAAAGAUACAGAUGAUACAUCAGAUUAUUUUCUCGAACCGGUCCAAGAGUUUCCAAAUGUGUCCAAAAAAGAAGUAUCUUUUUGGAAAAAAUUUUUUCAAAUUAUCAUAUUAAUUCUGUGCUAUUUUGUGUUGUCUGUAGGUUUAACUUUUUAUGUACAAUGGCUUUAUAAUACAUAUGGAUUUCAUUUUCCACUUGUUGUGGUGAUAUGUCACUUAUUAAUAAAAUUUUUAUUUUCUGCUUCAAUAAGAUGUAUUAAAACAUGUUGGAAGAAACAACAACAAUUAAAACUUCCUUUACAAAGCAUAAUAGGAAUGGUUAUGCCAAUUGGCAUAGCUAGUGGCCUUGAUAUAGGUCUAUCAAAUUGGGCAAUUUCAUUAAUUACUAUGUCAUUAUAUACUAUGACAAAAUCAACUUCUAUUAUUUUUAUUCUUGGAUUUGCACUCUUUUUGAAGUUGGAGAAAAAGUCUUGGACAUUAUCAUGUAUUGUAGUAAUGAUAUCAGGAGGUUUAUUUAUGUUUACCUAUAAAUCAACACAAUUUGAAGUUUUUGGAUUUGUAAUUUGCCUCUUAGCAUCAUUUUUAAGUGGUAUUCGGUGGACUAUGACACAACUAGUUAUGCAAAAAUCUAAACUUGGAAUGAAAAGUCCAAUUGACAUGAUGUACUAUAUGCAAUUAUGGAUGUUAUUACCUAUUGUACCAGUGAUGAUAUGGUUUGAAGGAUCUCAUCUAUACAAUAGUUUUAAAAAUACAGAUUGGAAUGAUGUUCAAACUAUUACAAUGACUACAAUUGCUGUAUUUGGAAGUGCUAUUAUAGCUUUCCAUAUGGAAGUUAUGGAAUUUUUAGUUGUUACAUAUACUUCUAGUCUUACACUUUCAAUUAUUGGCAUAAUUAAGGAAAUAUUUAUUUUAAUUUUGGCUGUUGAAUGGGAAGGUGAUCAAAUGAGUCAUCUUAAUUUUGUAGGAUUGUUAAUGUGCCUUUGUGGAAUCACAAUUCAUACGAUACAAAAAGCAUUAUCCAAUAGGAACAAAAAAGCUGAAAAUUUGGAAUUACAAGUAAAUUCUCUUUCAAGUAAUAAUUUUAAAACUGAAGAGGUAAUCGAUACAAAUUUACCUUUGUUAACUCAAAAAUCGACAUCGCUAACAAAUCUUUUAAACGCGGAAUUCAGUUCAGACGAAGAUGAUCCAAUUAAACAUGCCUGUGUUAUUAGUUCCUUGCUUAAAAAUAGCAUAACUAUACCUUAUUAUUUAGUAGUAUUUUUCGCAUUUGAUCUUAUUUAUGCUAUAUACAUAUAUUUAUAUACAAAUAACAAGACUUCCAGAAUUACACAGCAUAAUAAUAGAUGAUAAUGUAAACAUUGAAAAACUGUGCACAUUUUAUAAAUUAUUAUUAAUUUAAAAAAAAGGUAUAUCUAAUUAACAACUUUUUAAUCAAAAUUUGUGUGAACAGCCAUUAUUAUUAUUUAAUAUUAUUCUUAUAAUAUUAUAAGGACAAAUAUACAAAAACAUUACAGUAGACAAAGACAUUAUUAAUUUUUUACAUUCAUAAAUCGCAUUUUAUGUAAUUUGAUGUUAAUAUUAUACAAAUUAAUUAUAGAGUAUAAAAACAAUGCUUCAUGUAAUUAUGUAAUUUUAUGGUAAUUUAUUUAAUUUUAUGAUAUACAUGUUAAUUUGCAUAAGGAU
Bombus pyrosoma is the source of this 2381-nucleotide messenger RNA. Its product is annotated as solute carrier family 35 member C2. Gene Ontology annotation, biological process: UDP-glucose transmembrane transport. Gene Ontology annotation, molecular function: antiporter activity. Bases 669 to 2045 code for a protein of 458 amino acids. The record is from RefSeq and is a predicted model, not a curated record. Lineage: Eukaryota; Metazoa; Arthropoda; Insecta; Hymenoptera; Apidae. Gene Ontology annotation, cellular component: cis-Golgi network; Golgi apparatus; endoplasmic reticulum-Golgi intermediate compartment. The transcript is spliced from 9 exons.